Molecule: messenger RNA, 4167 nt
Organism: Microtus ochrogaster (prairie vole)
Lineage: Eukaryota; Metazoa; Chordata; Mammalia; Rodentia; Cricetidae
Gene: Tert
Product: telomerase reverse transcriptase
Exons: 18
Coding region: 365-3970 (1201 amino acids)
Biological process (GO): telomere maintenance via telomerase
Cellular component (GO): telomerase catalytic core complex
Molecular function (GO): telomerase activity; telomeric repeat DNA binding; telomerase RNA binding
Source: RefSeq, a predicted model, not a curated record
GGACACACAGCUUCAUCUGGUCCUCCUCCUUUGGUGGUGGCUGUUAACGGAACCUAUCUGGGAGCUGAGGUUUUGGUAGGACCACAAUAAAGCUUUAAGAACCUGUACAGUCGAAUUCCGGCGGUAAUUGUGAAACCUGACUGGAAAGAACACCAACUGCCACCACCCACUGCCAGCACCGAAUUCUCAGGCUGUCAAGGACAGGCGUCUUUGCUUGCGACCCCGCCCCAGUCUAGACCACCUGGGAUCCCAAACUCAGAGCGAAAAGGGGACCGAGAAGGUUUCUGUGGAGGGCAACCUUCGUGACCGCGCCUCUCUCUGUUACUCCCCGCAACCACUGAACUCGGGUUACAUUUUCCGCACAAUGAACUCCACUGGAGGAACAAGACUGAUUGAAGUUCCCGCACGUGGGAGGCCGGGCCGGACCUUGAGCGCGAUGCCCCGCUCGCGCCGUUGCCGGACUGUGCGCGCUCUGCUGCGCAGCCGGUACCGCGAGGUGUGGCCGCUGGCAACCUUCGUGCGGCGCCUGGGAACUGAGGGCAGGCGACUUGUGCAACCUGGGGAUCCAAAGGCCUUCCGCACUUUGGUGGCCCAGUGCCUAGUGUGUGUGCCCUGGGGCUCGCAGCCUCCACCUGCUGACCUUUCCUUCCACCAGGUGUCAUCUUUGAAGGAGCUGGUGGCCAGGGUCGUGCAGAGACUCUGUGAGCGUGGCGAGAGAAACGUGCUGGCUUUUGGCUUCUCGCUGCUUAGCGGGACCCAAGGCGGGGCCCCUGUGGCCUUCACAACCAGCGUGCAAAGCUACUUGCCCAACUCGGUGACUGACACCCUGCGCAUCAGUCGUGCAUGGAUGCUUCUGCUGAGCCGAGUGGGCGACGACCUGCUGGUCUACCUUCUGACCCGCUGUGCGCUCUACCUGCUGGUGCCCCCGACCUGUGCCUACCAGGUUUGCGGCUCACCCCUGUACCAAAUCGAUAGCCCCGCGGAUACCUGGCCCUCAGUGCCCCCCAGAUACUGGCCCACACGACCCACGGGCAGAAAUUUAACCCAUCUUGGAUCCACACACCCGGUCAGGAACAGCAGUUACCAGGAAGCAUGGAAACCCUUGGCCUUGCCAUCUCGAGGCGUGAAGCGGAGUCUGAGCAACACCGAUAGAAGUGUGCCUUCAUCCAAGAAGGCCAGGUGCAAUCUGGCCCUGAGACGGGAGAAGGGACCCGACAAGCAGGCGGUUCCAACCCCAUCAGACAAAACACGGGUGCCAAGGCCUGCCCAGUUCCCCGCAGUGCCUACUAGCAGAGCUACCAAGGGAAAUUUGUCUUCCAGAGGAAAGGCACCUGGCCUGAGUCUCUCUGGAUCAGUGCUCUGUGAGAACAAGUGCAGUUCCACAGAUCUGCAGUCACCGCUAUGCCAAAAUGCCUUUCAGCCCCAACCUUUUACUGAGACCAAACGCUUCCUCUACUCCAGGGGAGAUGGCCAAGAGAAGCUGAACCCCUCAUUUCUACUCAACAACCUCCAGCCUAGCUUGAGUGGAGCCAGGAGACUGGUGGAGAUCAUCUUUCUAGGCUCCAGGCCUCAAACAUCAGGACCACAACGCCGGACACGCCACCUGCCGAGGCGCUACUGGCAGAUGCGGCCUCUAUUCCAGCAGCUGCUUGUGAACCAUGCAAAGUGCUCAUAUGUCAGACUCCUCAGGUCACAUUGUAGGUUUCGGACAGCAGCCCACAUGGUGGCAGGUGCCUUGAACACCAGCCCACCGCACCUCAUUAAUUUGCUCCGCCUACACAGCAGUCCCUGGCAGAUAUAUGGUUUUCUGCGGGCCUGCAUCCGAAAGCUGGUGCCUUCAGGUCUCUGGGGUACGAGGCACAACAAGCGCCGCUUCUUGAAGAACGUGAAGCAAUUCAUCUCCUUGGGGAAGUACAGCAAACUCUCGCUGCAGGAGCUGAUGUGGAAAAUGAAAGUGGAGGACUGCCCCUGGCUUCGCAGCAAUCCAGGAAACAACUGCAUCCCUGCCGCAGAACACCGUAUGAGGGAAAGGAUCCUGGCUACGUUCCUAUUCUGGCUGAUGGACACAUACGUGGUAGAGCUGCUCAGGUCAUUCUUUUACAUCACAGAAACUACAUUCCAGAAGAACCAGCUCUUCUUCUACCGUAAGAGUGUGUGGAGCAAACUGCAGAGCAUUGGAGUGAGGCAGCACCUCAAGAGAGUGCAGCUGCAGGAGCUGUCACAAGAGGAGGUCAGGCAAUACCACAAGGCCUGGCCGGUCACGCCCAUAUACAGACUGCGUUUCAUCCCCAAGACCAGUGGUCUCCGGCCCAUUGUGAACAUGGGUUACAGCAUGGGCCCCAGAGUCCUUGACAAAGAGAAACAGAAGAGGGAAGACAAAGAACUGGUUGUUCCUGAGUCCAAAAACUCAGCAUGUGGGAAGGACCUAGAGAAGGGAGAUGAUCUCAAGAGCAGAGGACUUGGGACACAAACCUUGGAGGCCCAGGAUUUCACCCACCGUCUCAAGACGCUAUUCAGCGUGCUCAACUAUGAACGGACAAAGCAUCCUAACCUCCUGGGGGCUUCUGUCCUGGGCCUGAAUGACGUCUACAGGACCUGGCGGACCUUCGUGCUGCGCACGCGCACUCUGGGCUGGGCACCCAGGAUGUACUUUGUUAAGGCAGAUGUGACGGGAGCAUUUGAUGCCAUUCCCCAGGACAAGCUCAUGGAGGUUGUUGCCAAUAUGAUCAGACACCCAGAGAACAUGUACUGUGUCCGCCAGUAUGCAGUGGUUCAAAGAAAUCGCCAAGGCCAAGUCCAUAAGUCCUUCAGGAGAGAGGUCUCCGCCAUGUCUGACUUCCAGCCGUACAUGGACAAGUUCGUGACACAUCUGCAGGAGUCCGAUGCCAGCGCACUGAGGAACUCGGUUGUCAUUGAGCAGGUCCUCAGGCUUCCCACUCGUGGGCCACACCUGAACCUCUCUCUGAAUGAAACUGGCUGCAACCUGUUCGACUUCUUCCAGCACUUUGUGCGUAACAGCAUCAUGAAGAUUGGCGGCAGGUGCUAUGUCCAGUGCCAGGGCAUCCCCCAGGGCUCCAGCCUGUCCACCCUGCUCUUCAGCCUGUGUUUCAAAGACAUGGAGAACAAGCUUUUUGCGGAGGUGCAGCAGGACGGGCUACUUUUACGCUUUGUGGAUGACUUUCUAUUGGUGACACCCCACCUGGUCCAGGCAAAAGCCUUCCUCAGGGCCCUGGUCCACGGCAUUCCUGAGUAUGGCUGCACCAUAAACUUACAAAAGACAAUGGUGAACUUCCCCAUGGAGACUGGUACCCUGGACGGUGCAGCUCCACACCAGCUGCCUGCUUGCUGCCUGUUUCCCUGGUGUGGCUUACUGCUGGACACGCAGACUCUGGAGGUGUUCUGUGACUACACCAGUUACGCCCAGACCUCAGUUAAGACCAGCCUCACCUUCCAGCGCACCUUCAAGCCCGGGAGGAACAUGCGACACAAGCUCUUAGCUAUUUUGCGGCUGAAGUGUCACAGUCUGUUUUUAGACUUGCAGGUGAACAGCCUGCAGACCGUCUGCAUCAAUGUUUACAAGAUCUUCCUGCUGCAGGCCUACAGGUUCCAUGCAUGCGUGCUUCAGCUUCCCUUUGACCAGCAUGUUAGGAAGAACCCUGCAUUCUUUCUGGGCAUCAUCGCUAGCUCAGCAUCCUGCUGCUACUCCGUCCUGAAGGUCAAGAACGCAGGAGUGACACUAGGAGCCAAGGGAGCCUCUGGCUUAUUUCCUCUUGAAGCUGCACGUUGGCUCUGCUACCAAGCCUUCCUGAUCAAGCUGGCUGGUUAUUCUGCUGUCUACAGGUGUCUCCUGGGACCUCUCAGGGCCGCCCAGAAACAGCUGUGCCUGAAGCUUCCUGCAGCGACAAUGGCUAUCCUCAAGGCUGCAGCUGACCCAGCUCUAAGCACAGACUUUGAGACCAUUUUGGACUAAGUCCGCUUCCUUCAGCUAGAUGAACAUGGGCACUUUCGCCUCUCCUCUCAUAGAUUCACGUCACAAGAGGGACUGGCCUGUUGUGUAGGAGGAGACAGUCACUUGUUCCCGGCGGCUUAGCCCCUAAAUAAGCACAUAGAGACUGUAUUAAUUAAAUCACUACUUGACCCAUUAGCUCUAGCUUCUUUUUUUUUUUA